Magnolia sinica is the source of this 1628-nucleotide messenger RNA. RefSeq lists its product as uncharacterized. The transcript has 7 exons. The record is from RefSeq and is a predicted model, not a curated record. Lineage: Eukaryota; Viridiplantae; Streptophyta; Magnoliopsida; Magnoliales; Magnoliaceae. The coding region runs from base 715 to 1161 and encodes 148 amino acids.
AAUGCACUCUUGGAUCUCUACUGACUUUGCUUACUCUCACAAGCAAGCUUCCAACCAUCAUAAGAAAUUAGAGGUAUCUUUAUUUCAUGCCUUUGGGCACAUGAUUGAAUUAGAGGUAUCUUUGUUUCAUGCCUUUCAAUGCAUGAUUGAAUUAGAAGAAUCUUUGUUUCAUGCCUUUGCAAUUUGAGUUCUUUGCCUUAUUAGGUUGUCUUUAAUUUUAUUUUAUUAUUUUUAAUUUUAUGCAUGACUUAGUUUUUGAGAACCGCAUGCCAAUUGAAUUGGAUCGUAGCUAAACCUUGGCUCAAGUAAUGUUAGGGUGAAGCAUAGGCUAGGCUUCUUGUAGUGAAUAUCUUGUAGCUAUAUAACUUAUAUUUGCAUUGGUGAGAAACAAUUCGUGGACUUGCAGAUCUUGGGCAUGUCAACCGUUUAUUGAUUACAAUAUUUGAUAGUUUGAAUCGGAAAUGCCAGAAGGAACUCGAGACAAUUGGGAGGCAAUAUCCAUUUAAAUCUUUGAAGCUCAAUUUUCUUUGCCAUUAUGAGUUUCGAAAUGUUGAAUUUGGUCUAUAUGCUCACUGUCUCCAUUGAUCAUUUUCUGUUUGCCUUUGUUAUAACUUGUAUAUGUCUGUUAAUUGAAUCGUAUUGGCAUCUGAUUUUUACACACCUCACUCUUGAAUCUGAACAUUUGGACAUCUUUUAUUUUCCCCAUAUGGAUGUAUGGCGUGGAAGGAUAAAACACAUGCAUCGAUGUGGGCCCACAGAUGUGGGAUCUUUACUCUGACAAAAUGUCCUUUGGUUUCUCCAGUCUUGCUUUCCAAUGUUGGUGUAAUUUCAGAUUGGAUGUCUUUGCUCUUACCUUUGGCUAUGGAAAGAGGAGUUUGCGUAAUUACCAAUAUAAGUGCAAGUUUUUUUCAUCCUACCAGGAAGUGUCUUAAGCUUGAUCAUGUCCAAGCCCCAUGGAUUUCAUUUUUUUCUACAGUUUAUCUUGUUAUGAUAUGGAAGACAACCGUAAGAGCUUACGACGUAGCUACUCUCAAGUAUUGGGGACUAGCAACUCAUAUCAACUUCCUGUUAUUGGCUGGUAUGCAUUCACUGAAUGCCGUCUUUCUCCUUGGAGAUACUGCUUUGAAUAGCUUGAGGUUCCCAUGGUUCUGGAUCUCCUAACUUUGUUUUGUAGACAUCUAUAUAUGUCGUUUUCAAAUGGGUCAUCCAUGCUUGUGUCUCACUUUGGUGGCCAUACCCUUUUCUUGACUUGUCAUUCCCUUAUGCUCCACUAUGGAAUUUUGAUUUUGCCAAAUAAUGCCUCCAUGAAUUGAAAUACUCGGAAGGUACUUUUCCACAGGAAGAAAUACCAAAAUGCCUUUAUUUAUUUAUUUUUUCUUUGAAAAAACAAUAAAUAUGAGAAUUGUAGGGUCCACGUGGUAUAUGUAGACAUCCAACUCCUCCAAUAUGGGGCACCUGAACAUGAUUAUUGCCAAACCAGAUUAUUUUUUUCAUUUGUUGUAUAUGCACUUGUUUCUUUUACUAUCGAAUCUGAAAUUUUUAUAUGAAUUGAUCCAUCAGGGCAUGUACUAGCAUUGGUAAGAGACGCCAUUAUUAUUUUUCAUUUUUUAUAUAAAGAAAAAGGCUAC